GGGAGGAGGAGCAGUACUUUAGUGUGGUGUGGUGGUAGUAGUAGUAGUACAAGGAGGAGGAGGAGAAGGAGGAGGAGGAGCAGGAAGACGAGGAGGAGGAGGAGGAGGAGGACAGGAAGAGGAGAAGUAGAGAGAAAAGCACGAGGAUGCAGAGGAGGAGGCGAAGAAGGACGACAAAGAAACGACAAGCACGAUGGGAUCGCACAAGAUCAAUGUUCAGCACGAAUCUGGUGCGAGACGUGGUCCAUGUUCAUGCCACGGAGAGCAACAGCAAACCGAAAGAAGAGGAUAACGACGGGGAAUAUCAUCGCCGGCGUAAGCAAUUUCCACGUCAGCAGCGAUGUGACACGUGUCAGGAGCUUCCGCUGUAGCCAGGUGUGUUCCCGCAAUUCGGAUGAAACUGGUCGAGAUUGUGAUCAGCAGCUAUGCCCACGUGUCUGCAGCGAUGUCCAGCUGGGACAAUUUCCACGUCAGCACCGGGGAUUUGCAUUUGAUGGAAUGAACCUGGUCGAGAUUGUGAUCAGCAGCUAUGAACACGUGUCUGCAGCGAUGUCCAGCUGGGACAAUUGCCACGUCAGCAGCGGGGUAUUUGCAUUUUACGCAAUGAACCUGGUCGAGAUUGUGAUCUGAUCAGCAGCUAUGCCCACGCGUCUGCAGUUUUUGCCCAGCUGAGACAAUUUCCACGUCAGCAGCGGGGAUUUGCAUUUUGCAGUAUUGUCGUUAGCGGGCGGCUUGGACGUUGACGUCAACCCAAGCAGUCACCGCCAGCUGGCCAUGGUAUGCAGUUGUGUUCCCGCAAUUCGGAUGAACCUGGUCGAGAUUGUCAUCCAGGAGUGAACCUGUUUUCUCCUUUUUUUGUUGUUGUUGCCAUUUUGUGCGUUUGAAGAUUGCUCCGCAACAGGAUGUACCUGGACCAUUGCAUGGCCAGGGGGGCUGGUCUGCACCUGGCCCAACUGUCAGGAACAUUCUGGCAGGGGGCAAGGUAAUACCGGAACGGAGUCCCACUAGCAGUUUCUUUUUUUUUCCCAAAAAAAGGAAAAAGAGCGACGGCCUUCACAUAUCAACGUGCAAUUUCAAAAAAAAAACAGAAAAAAACGUGCAAUUAAAAACCCAAAAAAAAUCAACGUGCAAUUGACUG
Chara braunii is the source of this 1138-nucleotide messenger RNA. The record is from the annotation of a GenBank genome assembly. NCBI's taxonomy places the organism in Eukaryota, Viridiplantae, Streptophyta, Charophyceae, Charales, Characeae.